Molecule: messenger RNA, 823 nt
Organism: Rhopalosiphum maidis (corn leaf aphid)
Lineage: Eukaryota; Metazoa; Arthropoda; Insecta; Hemiptera; Aphididae
Exons: 6
Coding region: 113-823 (236 amino acids)
Source: RefSeq, a predicted model, not a curated record
CGAACGCUUCUCGUACGCCAAAACUACAAACCCGCUGCCAACGUAAAUACUAGUUUUCACUGUACCGGGCCUCCGUUUCAGCAAACGUGUUUAGAGUCCAGCGUCAGGAAAUAUGCCUAACAAUCCAUUUAACAUAGUCUCUCCGAAGGAAACCACUGAAAUCAAGAAUAGUGAUGAAUUAUUUCUUCUGAACAUACCAUUACCUGCAGAAUCAUGUGUAGACAAUGGCAAUGACGGCUCUCGGAUGGAAACCACUGAAAUCAAGACCAGCGAUGAAUUAUUUCUUCUGAACAUACCAUUACCAGAAUCAUGUGCAGACGAUAGCAACAGCGAAGGUUUUCGGAUGGAAACCACUGAAAUCAAAAGCAGCGAACCUCUUCAGGCUAUACCUUACCCUCCAUACAGUCCGUACCGUCCGUACCCAGAAUCGCAUGCAAACUAUCACAACAUUUUUAACAAUGGCUCUCGGAUGGAAACCACUGAAAUCAAGACCAGCGAACCUCUUCAGACCACACCGUUCCGUCUAUACCGUCCGUACACUCUGUACCGUCCAUACCAAAAAUCGCGUGCAAACUAUCGCAACAUUCGCAAAAAUUGUAAGUCCGCGGGUGCGGAUUUAAUGAAGGCCCGCCGAAACCGCAAGUUGCAACCUGCACGCGUGAGACGUCGUGAGGCUAGAGCUGCGGCUAGAGCUGCGGCUAAACCUACGACUAGUGUUGUGACUGCGGCUGAAACUGCGACCGGGUUUUCACCAAGCACCAUAUCAACUACAGACAAACUGGAUAACAUUUGGAAGUACUGCAGGUACGUCGCAACCAAAUAA